AUGUCAGAAUCUCUAUCGUGGGAUAAUAUAGACUACCCGUUGCAGCCGUGGAUGAAAAAUGCCAUAGAAGUUAUGGGGUUUGAUACCAUGACACCGGUUCAGGCAUCGACAGUGCCAUUGUUCGCAAGAAAUAAAGACGUCGUCGUGGAAUCUGUGACAGGAUCAGGGAAAACCGUAGCUUUCGUGAUUCCUAUAAUAGAAAAGAUCAUCGCCGAGGAAGCAAACACCUCAAAGUUUAAGAAGGGAAAUUUUCAUUCUUUGGUCAUCGCUCCUACAAGAGAGCUUUCAACACAAAUAAAUGAUGUUUUUCAUACUUUUUUCCAGCAUUAUCCUGAAGACCAGCCACCAAUAAAAUGCCAGCUUCUGGUUGGCACGCAUCAAAAGUCUGUUAGGGACGAUGUUGCGACGUUUUUGGAAGAUAAGCCACAAAUACUUGUCGGUACGCCUGGCAGGGUCCUGGAUUUUUUACAAUUCCCAAGCGUCAAAACUUCUUCGUGUGGUAUGCUUGUUCUCGAUGAAGCUGAUAGGUUGCUGGAUAUGAGUUUCAUGGGUGAUGUUCAGAGAAUUUUGAACUUACUGCCGAAGCAAAGGAGGACAGGAUUGUUCUCUGCUACAAUUAGUAGUAUUGGUGAUCUUAUUUUUAAAACGGGGCUGAGAAACCCGGUGAAAGUGACGGUGAAAUCAAAAAAUGCAAGCCCUUCUUCUCUAGGCUUGUAUUAUACGCUAGUUGAACCUCAGGAGAAGUUACAGCAAUUUUUGAACAUAAUGAAUAACUAUAAAUUUAAAAAGUGCAUAGCAUAUUUUCCCACAUGCAUCUCAGUGACUUAUUUCUAUGCUUUUCUAAAGUAUAUCCAAAAUGAGACUAGCCAUCUUGACAGUGAAGUAGAAUUAUAUUCAUUGCAUGGGAAGCUUCAAACAACUUCAAGACUGAAAACACUGGAGAAAUUUACUGAAACACUUGGAAAAUCUGUUUUAUUGACCACCGAUGUAGCUGCAAGAGGUCUGGACAUAUCUGAAGUCGAUUUAGUUCUGCAACUGGAUCCUCCCACGGACACCAGCGUUUUCUUGCAUAGGUGCGGCAGGACUGGAAGAGCCAACAGAGUUGGUAAAGCUAUAGCAUUUUUGAAUGUUGGUAGGGAGGAAGAUUAUAUUCCAUUUUUAGAAGUUAAGGAUAUUCACAUUGAAGAAAUGAGCCUUAAAAGAGAUGGAAUUCCUAGGGAAGACUUUUAUUGCGUAUUCAAAAAUUGGUUAUUAAAAGAUAGAGCAAGAUUUGAUUUGGGAGUGAGAUCUUUUGUUGCUUAUAUUAAGCAUUAUUCAAACCACUCAGCAAGCUCAAUUUUUAGACUUCAAUCGCUUGAUUACGUUGGUUUAGCAAAGCUCUAUGGAUUAUUCCGUCUGCCCAAAAUGCCAGAAAUUACCAAACAUUUCAAAGACAAUAGCGUCAAAGACGGCUGGAUAACUGAAGAUCGUGUGGAUUUAGAUAAUUUUGCCUAUAAAGAUAAGAAAAAGGAAUCUGUAAGACAAUCGGAGUUGAGGAACAUACAAAAGAUACACGAUAAGAAAAAAUUGAAGUUCGAAUUGAAGAAGAAGAAUAUGGCAUGGUCUGAUAAAGCAGAGACGAAAGAGUCAAAACUCGAAAGAAAAGCAAAAUUGGCUCUGAAAAGAAAAGCUCUGGAAGAACAGAUACAAAAGGAUCAAGAAAACGUCGAAAACGAAGUGGAGCAAGAUUGGAAAAGUGUGAUAUUGCAAAACAAGAAAAGAAAAGGAAAUUCUAGCGGUAUACAAGGCAGCUUUGAUGAUUUAUAG
This is a messenger RNA of Zygotorulaspora mrakii, 1806 nucleotides long. It is a transcript of the gene SPB4, whose product is annotated as ATP-dependent RNA helicase SPB4. Gene Ontology annotation, molecular function: RNA helicase activity; nucleic acid binding; ATP binding. The coding region runs from base 1 to 1806 and encodes 601 amino acids. The transcript has a single exon. The record is from RefSeq and is a predicted model, not a curated record. NCBI's taxonomy places the organism in Eukaryota, Fungi, Ascomycota, Saccharomycetes, Saccharomycetales, Saccharomycetaceae. Gene Ontology annotation, cellular component: nucleolus.